AUGUGGACGGCUUGGUGUGUGGCUGCUCUGUCUGUGACCGCUGUGUGUGGCGUGCACCAAGAAACAACCACAGUCCUCAGGGUUACCAAAGAUGUGUUGAGCAAUGCCAUCUCCGGCACCCUGCAGCGGAGCGGUGCCCUCCACUCGGCCCUGGGAGAGGUGCCCGCGGGGAAAGUGCGUGUUGGUGGUGUUCCUUACAAUGAUUUCCAUGUUCGAAAUGUUCCCCCAAAAUAUCCAAAUGGCCACCAGCUUGGCGGUAAUUACAAGUACGGUCGCAUCGAAACCAAUGACAACACCGCUCAGCUGGGGGGCAAAUACCGGUACGGUGAAAUCCUCGAGCCUGAUGGAAACGUAAGAGACCUCCGACGUGUUGACUACCGCAGUGCUGAGAGGGCACAUGGUGGCCCCAGGGACCUGCGGACGUAUAAGUCGGCCGAAGAUGUGGCAACUGUGGGCAGGCUUCACCGGCGAGAACUGCGGCCAGGAGAGAUCCCCCCUGGGGUAGCCACUGGGGCCCUGGGCCCAGGUGGUUUGCUGGGCACUGGUGGCAUGCUGGCAGCUGAUGGCAUCCUGUCGGGCCAAGGUGGCCUGCUCGGCGGAGGUGGUCUUCUUGGUGACGGAGGACUUCUCGGAGGAGGGGGCGUCUUGGGCGUGCUCGGCGAGGGCGGCAUCCUGAGCACUGUGCAGGGCAUCACGGGGCUGCGGAUUGUGGAGCUGACCCUCCCUCGGGUGUCCGUCCGGCUCCUGCCCGGCGUGGGCGUCUACCUGAGCUUGUACACCCGUGUGGCCAUCAACGGGAAGAGUCUCAUUGGCUUCUUGGACAUCUCCGUGGAGGUGAACAUUACGGCCAAGGUCCGGCUGACCAUGGACCGCACAGGCUACCCUAGGCUGGUCAUCGAAAGAUGUGACACCCUCCUGGGGGGUAUCAAAGUCAAACUGCUGCGAGGGCUUCUCCCCAACCUCGUGGACAACUUAGUGAACCGAGUCCUGGCCAAUGUCCUCCCUGACCUGCUCUGCCCCAUCGUGGACGUCGUGCUGGGUCUUGUCAACGACCAGCUGGGUCUCGUGGACUCUCUGGUUCCUCUGGGGAUACUGGGAAGCAUCCAGUACACCUUCUCCAGCCUUCCGCUUGUGACUGGGGAAUUCCUGGAGCUGGACCUCAAUACUCUGGUUGGGGAAGUUGGAGGGGGACUUGUUGACUACCCCCUGGGGCGUCCAGCCAUGACUCCCAGGCAAAAGAUGCCAGAAUUGCCCCCCAUGGGCGACAACACCAACUCCCAACUGGCCAUUUCUGCUAACUUCCUGGGCUCGGUGCUGACUCUCCUGCAGAAGCAAGGGGCACUGGAUAUUGACAUCACUAAUGGCAUGUUUGAAGAGCUUCCUCCACUUACGACAUCCACGCUGGGAGCCCUGAUUCCCAAGGUGUUCCAGCAGUACCCCGAGUCCCAGCCACUCACCAUCAGGAUCCAGGUGCCGAACCCACCUUCAGUGACACUGCAGAAGGACAAAGCGCUGGUAAAGGUGUUUGCCACCUCUGAGAUUGUGGUGUCCCAACCCAAUGACGUCGAGACCACUAUCUGCCUCCUCGAUGUGGACACAGAUCUGCUGGCCAUGUUUUCUGUGGAGGGCGAUAAGCUCAUGAUUGACGCCAAGCUGGACAAGACCAGCCUCAACCUCAGAACCUCAAAUGUGGGCAAUUUUGAUGUUGGCCUCAUGGAGGUGCUGGUCGGGAAGAUUUUCGACCUGGCGUUUAUGCCCGCGAUGAACGCUGUGCUGGGCUCCGGUGUUCCUCUCCCCAAAAUCCUCAACAUUGACUUCAGCAAUGCAGACAUUGACGUCUUGGAGGACCUGCUGGUGCUGAGCGCCUGAGCGACAGGAGG
Molecule: messenger RNA, 1880 nt
Organism: Molossus molossus (Pallas's mastiff bat)
Lineage: Eukaryota; Metazoa; Chordata; Mammalia; Chiroptera; Molossidae
Gene: BPIFB4
Product: BPI fold containing family B member 4
Exons: 16
Coding region: 1-1869 (622 amino acids)
Molecular function (GO): lipid binding
Source: RefSeq, a predicted model, not a curated record